This is a messenger RNA of Xiphophorus maculatus (southern platyfish), 5163 nucleotides long. RefSeq names its product ring finger protein 19A, RBR E3 ubiquitin protein ligase (gene rnf19a). Gene Ontology annotation, molecular function: ubiquitin protein ligase activity; zinc ion binding; ubiquitin conjugating enzyme binding. Gene Ontology annotation, biological process: ubiquitin-dependent protein catabolic process; positive regulation of proteasomal ubiquitin-dependent protein catabolic process; protein polyubiquitination. Lineage: Eukaryota; Metazoa; Chordata; Actinopteri; Cyprinodontiformes; Poeciliidae. The transcript has 10 exons. The record is from RefSeq and is a predicted model, not a curated record. Gene Ontology annotation, cellular component: ubiquitin ligase complex; cytoplasm. The coding region runs from base 96 to 3110 and encodes 1004 amino acids.
ACAACAGAGCGAUCUCUUGUAGGAGCUGUUGUCGUUCGAAACGGGGCUGCUGGGUGGGACCGAAGAAAGGGGAAAAGAAGUGCCUCUCUCAGCGUAUGAGGAAUUCACGGCACAGCAGCUGGGCGAGUCAUAAGUCAGGUUCACUGAUCUUAAAACGCACCACGUCUGGUGUUUCCCACGGUCUCCAGAACAAGUGUCACUGGCAACAGACGGUCCUGUUGCAUCUUUUUCUCCCUCGUGACCCCCACCCCUUCGCCAAAAUCCGGCUGCUAGAUGUGACGUCGAGGUUGAUCAGGAGAAGCCACCAUGUCCUAAACGUCGACGGGCCCUCUGGAGCCCUGCCCCCCCACCCCAUCCCUCCCUCACCCAGCCCCUCUCCCAUCCACCACCUCACCCCGUCCCCCAGCCCCAGCCCCCCCCCGCUCCCCGACCUCUCCACCCACGUGCGAGACAGGCUGCCCAGUGCUGGCUCCCCACCGGCGCGCCUCUCUCCUCCUCCUGGGGAGAUGAGCGCACAGAAGCAGCAGCAGCUGGGCGCUGGAAACGUCGGGGUCAUGGAUUCUGACCGCGACCUGCAGUCUGCCACUUCUUCCAUCUCCCUGCCGUCAGUGAAGAAGGCCCCGAAGAAGAGGCGGCUCUCUCUGGCUUCUCUCUUCCGAAGACGAGGACGGGACACUAAACCAGGCCGCCAGCGGUCCAGGGACCUCCAGCACCCCGGGUCGGGGGGCGUUGGGGGAGUGGACGGCAUCGCCACCAUCGAGAGCAUCCACUCUGAAAUGUGCAAUGACAAGAACUCGGCCUUUUUCUCCGCGGCGGGGACGGGAGCCGCCUUCGCCGCUGCCGCCUCGUUGUCCUCCGCCUCAGGGCCUUCUUAUGCUGCUACCAGCUCCUCAGCUAAGGCGGGGGAAGCAGCAGGGGUGGAGCUACUGGAGUGCCCACUGUGCCUUCUACGCCUCUCCAGGGAGAGCUUCCCCGACAUCAUGACGUGCCACCACCGCUCCUGCAGCGACUGCCUGCGCCAGUAUCUGCGCAUCGAGAUCUCAGAGUCGCGCAUCAACAUCAGCUGCCCCGAGUGCGCCGAGCGCUUCAACCCGCACGACAUCCGCAUAAUUCUGGGGGACCGAGUGCUGAUGGAGAAAUAUGAGGAGUUCAUGCUGAGGAGGUGGCUGGUCGCAGAUCCGGACUGCCGCUGGUGUCCCGCGCCAGACUGUGGAUAUGCAGUAAUAGCCUUCGGCUGUGCCAGCUGUCCGAAGAUCACGUGCGGCAGGGAGGGCUGCGGCACGGAGUUCUGCUACCACUGCAAGCAGCGGUGGCACCCCAACCAGACGUGCGACGCGGCGCGCCAGCAGAGAGCCCAGAGUCUCCGCUUGAGGACCGUGCGCUCGUCCUCCCUCAGCUACAGUCAGGAGAGCGGCGCCGCAGCCGACGACAUUAAGCCAUGUCCUUGCUGCGCCGCUUACAUCGUCAAAAUGAAUGACGGGAGCUGUAACCACAUGACCUGUGCUGUCUGUGGCUGUGAGUUCUGCUGGCUCUGCAUGAAGGAGAUUUCAGACUUGCACUACUUGAGUCCAUCAGGCUGUACGUUCUGGGGGAAGAAGCCUUGGAGCAGGAAGAAGAAGAUCCUUUGGCAGCUGGGAACACUAGUGGGCGCUCCUGUGGGAAUCGCACUGAUUGCUGGGAUAGCCAUCCCCGCCAUGAUCAUUGGCAUACCUGUAUACGUGGGCAGGAAGAUCCAUAACCGCUAUGAAGGCAAGGAUAUUUCCAACCAUGAGAGGAACCUGGUGAUCGCUGGUGGAGUGACGCUGUCUGCCAUCGUGUCUCCUGUGGUGGCUGCAGUCACCGUCGGCAUCGGCGUCCCCAUCAUGCUGGCCUACGUCUACGGCGUGGUGCCCAUCUCUCUGUGCCGCAGUGGAGGCUGCGGCGUGUCAGCCGGGAACGGAAAGGGAGUUCGGAUCGAGUUCGACGACGAGAACGACAUGAACGCUGGCAGCGGAAUGGCUGCCACCGAUACGACAUCGGUAGCCGACACCAGGAACAACCCCAGUAUCAGUGAAGGCAGCGUUGGGGGGCUGACGGGCAGCCUGAGCGCCAGCGGCAGCCACAUGGACCGCCUCGGCGCCGCCAGGGACAACCUGAGCGAGACGGCCUCCACCAUGGCGCUGGCUGGAGCCAGCAUCACCGGCAGCCUGUCCGGCAGCGCCAUGGUCAACUACCUGCACAGGAUGGAGGUCCAGGCCGACGUGCAGAAGGAGCGCUGCAGCCUGAGUGGGGAGUCCGCCACCGUCAGCCUGGGCACCAUCAGCGACAACGCCAGCACCAAAGCAAUGGCCGGCUCCAUUCUCAACGCCUACAUGCCUCUGGACAGAGAGGGAAACAGUAUGGAGGUCCAGGUGGACAUCGAGUCCAAACCCGUCAAGCGACGGCACCACAGUGGCGGCAGCAGCGCCGACGACGGCGGCAGCGGCUGCAGCAACGCCGCCGGCCGCUGCGGCUGGAGCAACCCCACGGCCGGGUGCAGCUCCUCCGAAGGCAGAGGGACGGCUGCCAAGUGGGCCAAAGAGGCGUCGGCCUCCUCCUUCAGCGCCGGCGGCAAAAAGAGCAAAGGCAAGCUGCGUAAGAAGGGCGGCGGCACCAAGAUCAACGAAACGCGGGAGGACAUGGACGCUCAGCUGCUGGAGCAGCGCAGCACCAACUCCUCGGAGUUCGACUCGCCGUCGCUGAGCGGCAGUCUGCCCUCGGUGGCCGACUCCCACUGCAGCCACAUGUCCGAGUUCAGCUGCUCCGACCUGGAGAGCAUGAAGACGUCGUGCAGCCACGGCUCCGCCGGCGGCGACUACCACCUGCGCUUGGCCACCGUCAGCCCCCUCCCCGAGGUGGAGAACGACCGGCUGGAGACGUGUCCUUCUCACUGCUCGCCCCAGUCCCCCACCUCCACCUGCACCACCUCCUCCCUGGGAAACGGCACAGACCUGUCGGCACUCUGCUUCGUCACGGACGAGAACAUCAACAUCAUGUGUGCCGGCGAGCUGGACUGCAACAGCGGAGAGCUCCUGAAGGAGCACAACAACAACCACCACCCGCCGCAGGAAGCGGCCCCCCCCGACCAGUAGGCCAGAAACACCUGCUUACACACUGAUAUUUAAUAAACUCCAUACCUGAAGUGCUGCACUCACUUUAUAGACCUCCUCCUUUUCUUCUUUAAGCUAACAGCAGCUGCUCUACAGUUUUGGUUAUUCCCUAGUUAAGAGAUGUCUUGUUAGGAUGGAGGUUUUCCAUGGGAAGCAGCUUUUGAGUAAAAGUGUUACUAGCAGCCACCUGAAAGUGUUAAAGUUCCUCCUGAGGCCGUUUCUCUGUUUCGGAUCUUUCCUUAUUUGUCACGUUUCACAUAAAGCUGCUCGCUGAUUGGCUGUUGCAUUGAUCUGUAGGUCAAAAUAAAGUUUUUCAUUUCAUCAUAGAACAUUAAAUAGAUCUGAUUUCCUGAUACAAACUGAGCGAGGGACCAGGCAAUAUGACUUCUUAGUUUGUUUUCUUCCCCCGUAAAUGUAAAAGUAACUGUUUUGAAGAUAUAUAUAUAUAUAUAUAUAUAUAUAUAUAUAUAUAUAUAUAUAUAUAUAUAUAUAUAUAUAUAUAUAUAUAUAUAUAUAUAUAUAUAUAUAUAUAUGUAUGUAUCUCCACACUGAACUGUUCCAGCUCUGAAAAUCGACCUUCACAAUGCUAAGAUCUACUGAGGGAGAUGGCGUUCCACUGCUCUUUGUUCUGUACCUCGAAUCUCUCAAGUGUCUUUUAGUGCCAAGAUGACUUUGAAAACUUGGGCAGAAUUUAGCUGUGGGAAAGGUUGGAACCGAUUUGAUUAAUUUUAAAAAAAAAAAGGUCUCUGGAAGGCCGAAGCUGUAGAUUUUGCUUAACCCUCCCGUAGUUUAAAUCGGCGCUCAGGUAGAGUGUGGCAGAUGUCACUGUCGGGUCAACUGGGAAGCCAUUGGGGCAGCCGGUAAAUGUACAUUGAAGGAGGAAAUAAAAUUCUGGUGCGCACGAGAACGUUUGUUUUUUUCCUUCAAAGUCCAUUUACAGGCCCAGUACUUCCCAAAACUACAAAUAACUUGGUUAAAGUCCAUGUAAGGUCAGUGCGACCCUGCCUGGACAGUGAACAGCGGUUUCCACUCGCCCCGUCUUAGGACUGCGCGAGGGUUAGAGUUAGAAUUGUAACAUUACUCAGCGGGUCGGUCAGCUGACUGAAAUUGUACAAAGAAGUGAAUUGUUUACUGUUUGAGCUGAUUUCUGCUGGACGAUGCUUCGGCCUCUCUGAGAGCUUUGAUAUCUUAACUCGUGGUGCCUUCAGGAAGCUGCUCAUGUUCCUCUCCGUCGUCUUCUAGAGUCCAAACAGGAGCGAGGAGAACAUCGUACUGACAGCGGAGUGUGUGUGUUUGCUAGAGGUGCGCUCGUUCACACUGCGGCGGAGUUUUAACUGAAGACUUUUCAACAGCCUACCAAAGACAGCACUCAGGCUCUUGUUAGUUCUUUGACUCUUCAGCUGCAGACAGUAACACGCGACCUUUUUUUUUUUUAAACACCGUGGGGAUGAAUGAAGACAUGACCCAGGGUCUCUCCCCCACACACACACAUACACACAUUACUGUUUUUUACAUGUUCCACUAAUACUACGCAAAUAAGUAAAGCUCCAGGCACCUGCACUGUUUCCUGUUCUGCUGACGCAGAGGUUGAUGGGAAUGUGAGUUUGUCUUGUGAAUCGGGUUCGUGUUGCCAAAACGGUGCUGCUGAGCAGACUUGAAGUCAGUUUUUGUUUUUUUUCUUUCUCCCAAACUGUUCUGUGGUCUGCACUGAGGCCGCUGAGCUGGCUCUGGUGAACCUCUACUAGCAGUGUGGUUUUGACCCAGGUCUGUUCUGGUUUGGUUCCGUGGAUAAAAGCCUCACGGCUUUAUCUCCAUUCAUCACAGCUAAGAUUUUUCUGCUCAUUCUUCCUCUUUUUCUUGGUUUUAACCAAAAGUAAUCUAAUGUUUUGGCUGUAAUUUGCACACCAGUGCCAGAUAAAAUUGGUCGUUUGUGCAGAACGGGAUAAGGUGUUUGUAUAUUUGUUUGGUAAUUUGCUUUACUAUAUGCGCGUAAAUGCAUAUCUGCAAAAAAUAAAUAAAAAAAAUGUAUAUCAAA